Ictalurus furcatus (blue catfish) is the source of this 2176-nucleotide messenger RNA. RefSeq names its product solute carrier family 1 member 3b (gene slc1a3b). Bases 442 to 2055 code for a protein of 537 amino acids. Gene Ontology annotation, biological process: D-aspartate import across plasma membrane; L-aspartate import across plasma membrane; L-glutamate import across plasma membrane. The record is from RefSeq and is a predicted model, not a curated record. Gene Ontology annotation, cellular component: plasma membrane. Gene Ontology annotation, molecular function: neutral L-amino acid transmembrane transporter activity; glutamate:sodium symporter activity; L-glutamate transmembrane transporter activity. NCBI's taxonomy places the organism in Eukaryota, Metazoa, Chordata, Actinopteri, Siluriformes, Ictaluridae. The transcript is spliced from 10 exons.
GCUGUGGAAGGAAAAAAAAAACCGGUGAACCGAGAUGAGCUUUGACUCAUUAAAAAGAGCCGUAAUUGCCAUCACUAGUGCAAACAUUCUCCCCAGCCCAAUAUUUUACUGUUUACCAAGUUCGUCCCCCUCCUCUGACUCCCACCCUCCCUCCGUCUGCCUUUGUAAUCUCCUCCCCUUGUGAGCUGUGGGUGCUGUGGGAACAUCUCGGCUGCCGAAACUGGCAUCAUCUGCAGCACUCUACACACUGCUUCUCAGUCGGGACGGACAAGUUCCACUAUUGCACCACUGAAGACCGUCUUUAGUCCUCUGGCACCUCUGGAUCACCAGCUACGGAGAGGAGAUUCAGUGUGCUGAGAAGGAUCAGGAAGCUUGGGGUUUGCUCUGUCCAGUCAGACCGCUGAUUUGUACAGAGGAUAGAGGUAGCUCACAGCAGCAGCCAUGACCAAAAGCAGCGGGGAGAAACCGCGCUCUCGCAGCCGGGUGCAGAGGAUCCGUGAGGACAUCCAACUGCGCUCCCUGAAGGCCAAGAAGAAAGUAGAGGACAUCACCAAAGACGACGUUAAGACCUUCUUGAGGAGGAAUGCCUUCGUGCUUUUAACCAUCGGCGCAGUUGCUCUUGGCAUCAUACUCGGAUUUGCCCUGCGGCCAUAUAAGAUGUCCUACAGAGAGGUGAAAUAUUUCUCCUUCCCCGGAGAGCUCUUAAUGCGCAUGCUCCAGAUGUUGGUCCUCCCUUUGCUGGUGUCCAGUCUGAUCACAGGCAUGGCAGCACUUGACAGUCGGGCUUCGGGGAAGAUGGGGAUGCGAGCCGUGGUGUACUACAUGACCACAACGUUCAUCGCCGUGUUCAUCGGAAUCAUCAUGGUCCUCAUCAUCCACCCUGGCAAAGGCUCCAAAGAUGAGUUUGCUAAGCAGCAGAAAAUCGAGCAAAUCAGCCCAGCCGACGCCUUCCUGGACUUGAUCAGAAACAUGUUUCCUCCCAACCUGGUUCAAGCUUGCACACAGCAGUUCAAAACCCAAUACAGCAAAAGAGUUGUACAUGUGAAGGAGAUAGUGAAUGACAGCAUUUUUAAUCUGACCAACACCACCCAAGAGAUCGCUCAUGAAGAGAUCAUCCCAAUCCCUGGCACCACAAACGGAGUCAACGCCCUCGGGCUGGUCGUGUUCUCCAUGUGUUUCGGCCUGAUCAUUGGGAAUAUGAAGGGGGAGGGCCAAGCACUCAGGGACUUUUUCGACUCCCUCAACGAGGCCAUCAUGCGUCUGGUCGCCAUCAUCAUGUGGUAUGCACCCAUCGGUAUCCUCUUUUUGAUCGCUGGUAAAAUUGUGGAAAUGGACGACAUCACUGAAAUGGGAGGGCAACUAGGCAUGUACACCGUGACGGUCAUCAUAGGCCUCCUAAUCCACGGGUGUAUUAUUCUACCCACACUCUUCUUUGUCAUCACCCGGAAGAACCCCUUCAUCUUCAUCACUGGCAUAUUGCAGGCCCUAAUCACUGCCCUGGGAACGUCGUCCAGUUCAGCCACUCUGCCCGUUACAUUCAAGUGCUUAGAGGAGAACAAUAAAGUUGACAAGAGGGUGACCCGCUUUGUGCUGCCGGUUGGCGCGACCAUCAACAUGGACGGAACGGCACUGUACGAGGCGCUGGCUGCCAUCUUUAUCGCCCAGGUCAACAACAUGGAGAUGAACUUCGGACAGAUCAUAACUAUUAGCAUCACAGCCACAGCUGCCAGUAUCGGAGCUGCUGGAAUCCCCCAGGCUGGACUGGUCACCAUGGUCAUCGUGCUGACCUCCGUGGGCCUCCCCACCGACGACAUCAGCCUCAUCAUCGCAGUGGAUUGGUUCCUGGACCGACUGCGCACGACAACCAACGUGCUAGGCGACUCUAUAGGAGCAGGCAUUGUGGAAUUCUUGUCCCAAGAUGAGCUGCAGGACGGCGAUUUGGAGAUGUGCAACUCCGUAUUGGAGGAGAACGAGUUGAAGAAGCCUUACCAGAAGAUUCCUCAACAGAAUGAGUACGAGAACGAGAAACCUCCAGACAGCGAAACAAAGAUGUAGUGAAUCCCAGAGUCCUGUUGUGGUGUGCCCAAGCAGGGAUUUCUUUCUGUAUGUGUGCAUGUGUGUGUGUGUGUGUGUGUGCGUGUGUGUGUGUGUGCGUACGUGUGUGUGUGUGUAUGAG